Acytostelium subglobosum LB1 is the source of this 4452-nucleotide messenger RNA. RefSeq lists its product as hypothetical. Gene Ontology annotation, molecular function: actin binding; small GTPase binding. The record is from RefSeq and is a predicted model, not a curated record. Gene Ontology annotation, biological process: actin cytoskeleton organization. Bases 1 to 4452 code for a protein of 1483 amino acids. The transcript is spliced from 5 exons. NCBI's taxonomy places the organism in Eukaryota, Evosea, Eumycetozoa, Acytosteliales, Acytosteliaceae.
AUGGAUACUGUUAGGAUCAAAGAUCAGCGUGUGCUGAAUGAUCUUCGCUCAGCUCAGAGUUAUGCCACCAACCAUAAUAAUAAUCCACAUAGUAGUAGCUCAAGUCGUUGUUGCGACCUGGACGACGAGGAUCAGAUGCAUAACUUGACGAUGGAACUCAAUAAGUCGGGACAGGCUAUCGGUGGCUCAGCAUUCAACUUGCCAUACUCAAUCUCGACAACUUCCAAUUUGCCCAAGUUCACAGUAUGGGGCAAGCUGGAGAAUAGCAAGUACUGCAUCGACUUGACAAUGACACGCACUAUCUUGGGCAGGGGAGACGCCGCCGACUUCAAAUUCCCCAGCGAGGCAUUGGUCUCUAGCAAGCACUGUUCAAUCACACUAGGCCUGGCCCAGCAACACGACACAACUCUGGCGCCAGAGUUGUUGGCUUUCAUCACUGAUCACAGCACCAAUGGAACACUCUUGAGCAGACAGCCCAUAGAGAGGAGACAACCCACACUGUUAAGGGACGGCGCCGAGAUUUCCCUGCAGUCCGAUCGCACCACCACAACAUUUGUCUUUAGAAGUCUGCUCCAGACCCUCAGUGUACAGGACAAGUUGGAGAUAAUCGACAACCUGGAGCAGCAACAAUCAAUUGAUGCUGAUGAUAUUGUCACUGAUCUAUCUCAAUCGGCAUCAUCAAUCACAUACUCUGGAGUUGACGGUUGUGCCAUGGACAGCAUCCCCUGCCAGUCUGGCUCCCGUCCAGAGUCAUUCAUCCAACUUCUUAAAGUCCAGCCAACACUGGCCAACAUCAGAUUGUUGGCAACUGAGGUCCGUCUUCAGUUUAUGGGACUGCCACUGACGGCUAAUCCUACUGGACCAUCCCCAUCACUAAACAAGAACGACCAAUACUCGUGGAUCAACCAAUUCAUCCAUCUAGGCGGUAUAUCCGCCCUUCUGGAUGUGGUCUCUGUCAACAACAAGAACGCGUCCAAGUCAUCCGAGUCCAAGAUGGACAUCGACAUCGAAUGUAUUAACACCCUCAAGAUACUCAUCAACUUUAAUAUUGGAAUGAAGGCCAUACUUUCUGAGCCCAACAGCACAUUUAGUGACAUGUUCCUGGUGCUACUCAAUCCCAAACAUACUCCAACUCUCAAGACAGCACUGUUCUCAAUGUGCUCCAAUAUAUGUCUGGUGUCCGAACAGGGCCACAACUAUGUGUUGCAGGCAAUGGAGAGAAUACAGAUACUGAGGCGUGAUAAACAUCGAUUCAAAUGGUUGAUGGAGUCUUUGGUCGAGGAGACGGACAUCACGUACAAGGUCAGCUGCAUGUCCUUUAUCAACUCCACUUUGCAAGGUGCCAUCAAUGACUCUGUCAAGGAAUCCCUAAAACAAGAAUUCCUACAAAUCCCCUUCCAGCGACUUUUCGAGUUGCUCCAUCAAGAGAACUCGCCCAAGCUCAACGACCAGCUCAACACAUUCUCCCAGCACUUUGGCAAGAGUCAUGACCUCUGGUUCAAAUCGAUCAACCUAAACGAUCCUGUAUCAUUAUGUAUUGCAGUCCACAACCAAUUGAAGGAAGAAAAGUUGGAUGAUAGCUUAACGUCAAUUUUGAGAGAGUUGUUCACUAUCUCAUUCCCAGACAACGCCGCUGUAUCAAGUAAUAGCAAUGGAAGUAGUCCAAAUGGUGCCUCACAGCCAGUGGCAGUGGACCGCAGUGAGAUGCUAAAGGUGUUGGCACAGUUCACCAAGUCAUUGUCAUCUAUGCACCUCAACGCCACUGACCCAGUCAACUAUGACAAGUCGAUGAGCCGUCUGAGGCGUACCAUCACUUCAUUGCAAGAGGAGAGCAUCAACUCGAGUCCCAAGCCAACAACAUCAUCAAUGUCAUCGCAAGAGAACUCAUUCUGCAGUUCGCCAUCAUUCUCCCCUUCUCCGCCACCCCCACCUCCCCCUCCCAUGGCCCCGCCACCUCCACCUCCUCCCGGCACAGACGCCAAGGGUGCCAACAAAGAGAAACUUCCUUCCAACGUCCAGAUGAAGCAGUUGUUCUGGUCCAAGAUCCCUUCCUCCAAGGUCAAGAAGACUGUCUGGGACAAGUGUGAUGAGGCCAAGCACAUCGACUUUAGCAAGUCAAAGUUGGACGAGUUGUUCAGUUGCAAGAAGAUGAUAUCAAAGAAUGGCUCGCAGCUCAAUAUGAAGGAGGAGAAGAUAUCGAUCGUGGACAUAAGACGCUCGAACAACAUUGGUAUCCUAAUAUCAAAGUACAAGAUCACAUCAAACUGGAUUGUGGACACCAUGUUAUCGAUGGACGAGAAGCAACUCAGCAAGGAGAUUGUCUUGGUAUUGGUCAAGUGUGUGCCAACCAGCGAGGAAGAGGGACUGCUCAAGAACUAUCAAGGCAACAAGAACAUGAUCUCCCCAGUCGAUCAAUUCCUGCUUGAGACUCUCAAGGUGCCAAAGAUUAGAGAGAGACUGAACUGCCUCCAGUUCAAGCAACAGUAUGACUCAGUUAUCGAUGAUGUUAUGAUUGGGUCAAAGUACAUUGAGACCACCAGUUUGGCCCUGCUCAAGUGUUCGCCACUCAGACAACUGCUUCACCUCAUUCUAAAGAUUGGCAAUUAUCUCAACACUGGAACAAACAGAGGAAAUGCUGAUGGAUACAAACUGAGUUGUCUCCUGACUCUUUCCACUACCAAGUCAUUCAACAACAAGACAACAUUGUUACAUCAUAUUGCACAGAUUAUCUCUGAUAAGCAUCCAAACCUUUUGAUCACCUCAGAGUCAAUACCAUCUUUGGAGCCAGCCAGCAGAGUGCAAUGGAAGGAGCUGCUUGGUCAUAUUGAAUCCUUGAAGCAGGGCAUGGCAUCAGUCCAGAACGAGGUUGAGUCACAACUGGUCCAAUAUGGAGUCGAUCCAUUCACGUCCAAGAUGAAGAACUUCAUCAUUGCCAAGCAGACGCAGCUUGAGGACGUUGUAAAGUACACCAAGAAGGUGGAGGAGUCGUUCGAUAACUUGAUGAAGUAUUACCUCGAGGAGUACCAGGCGCCCGAGGAGUUCUUCUCCCUGUUGAACAACUUCUUCACCAAUCUGAACAAGGCGCAUCGUGACAACCAGAGAGAGACGGCCAUGGCCAACAAGUCUGCAAUGACCAAAACGAUCAGGAGACAUCCAACUGUCAACACGUCCAAGAACAAGAAGUCGGUGGCUGACAAGCCCAAUGGUGGAGAGAACGAGUCCAAGUUCAAUCUGUUCAGCAAGAUUAAGAACAAGGACAAGCCAGUGUCAAAGAGUAGCAAUGAUUUGAAGAACUUCAAGUCUGAGCUGAAGGACAAGGUACACAUGGCCGAUCUGAGGAGCUCAGCGCCACCUGGCUCAUUGGGCAAGGCCAGGAAGGACCCUGUUUCAGCCCCACUGAAGGACUUGAAGAAGUUGAGCGAUCUUAGCGCAUCUCCAACCAACUCAUUCAAGUUUAAGCAACAGCUCUCUCAGACUCCAUUCGAGGUGGAGGACUUGCAGGCUCCAUCAGACCAGGGUAGCAAUAUCAAGAACAUCAAGGAGCGACUCUUCAGGCAAUCCGGAGGUCUCGAGUUCCCCCUCCCAACCAUCGAGGUGGUCAAGCCCAGUGCCCCAGCCUCCACUACUCCAUCUUCAGCACCGACCACCAUCAAGGUGAGCAGGCAGCAAUCCAGGUCAAAGUUAUCCGCCACGAUCAAGCAGAAGAACACUCCAUCGCCAAACUCUACCACCAGGUUAGCACCGCCAUCCCCAAUCUCCAAGACUCCAUCAGCAUCCUCUUUGUUUGAGCAGGUCAAACCGCCAUCACCAUGGACCCAGAACAGAUUGAAGAACAGAGGUGGCCACAAAAACACCAAUCUUCCACACAUCAAGUCCAUCGAGGACAAGAAGUCAUUCUGGACCAACAACUCCUAUCCCAACGUACAGAUGUCCAACACGAGCUACAAUCACAGUGUCAACACCAGCACCACCACAGAUAUCUCAACUUGCCAACGAAGGAAGACUCCCAGCGAGCAGUUCAAUUCUUCCCCGGUGCCCGUGACUCCAUUGCCAGACAUGUUGCCAGAGUUCAACAGGAUGUCAUCCAACCCAACCGCUCGGCCAUCAAUAUCUGUCCCCUCUCUAGUCUCUCCAACCAGGGUCAAUCAGCAAGGCACAAGGUCUGUGCCCCAGAUUCCACAACUCAAGAAGUCCAUCACUUCGCCAACCUUUGGCGAGCCCGAGGCACGCCCAUAUGAACGAUCCAUGUCGUCACAAGUCAACUCCUUUGAACCACUGGAUGCGCCACGCUCCAGCAAUGGCAGACCUACCAAGGCAUUGACCAAGGAGAAGGCCAAGAAGUUGCUAAAGAACAUCAAGAACAUAUUCACACUGAAGAGGACGCCUCAAUCAAAGAAGGAACAUGCCAACGAGCCAGAACCAAUGGCAACGACACUUGUGAUUGCUCAAUAA